Messenger RNA from Schizophyllum commune H4-8, 565 nucleotides. RefSeq lists its product as uncharacterized. The coding region runs from base 98 to 436 and encodes 112 amino acids. NCBI's taxonomy places the organism in Eukaryota, Fungi, Basidiomycota, Agaricomycetes, Agaricales, Schizophyllaceae. The record is from RefSeq and is a predicted model, not a curated record. The transcript has a single exon.
GGCAAUGGCGACCGUCCGCCGAUUUCAGAAUAGCACACGAAAAAAAUGAAUCGAUGUUCGUAAUACAAGUAGGACAUAGCCUUAAACCCUUCGUGAGAUGACCGCAGACCAUAUCGAUGGUGAUGAAGACACUUCAUGGCUUCAUCUUGGUGGACGAUGGCCGGCAGAGACCGAAGACAGGAGACAGACGAUGACCAUUCGUGGCGAACAAUGGUCGGCGCUUUGCGAGCGCAACUUGCCUAGCUUUGUUGAGUGGCGUAUCGGUCAGUCUUCACGUGGGUUGACAAUAAGGGCUAUAGCCGCUAGCGCACAGGCACAGGUAGCGUCGCGGGAAGAGCACAAGUGCGAAGUUGGUGAAUGUACGAGCUGCGGCAGCGGCCGAAGGAGUCGAGUACAAGAGAAGUGUCGCCCGCAUCGGGAGGACAAUGGAAAGUGAGAGUGGCGGGAGCAACUGAGUUGACAGGACGGGGGCAAAGUGCGACGUCCUAACGCCACAUCUGAGAAUUCUCAACCACGGGAAAUCCCGAGAGCCGCGUUCGAUGGCUGGGGGAGGAUUGAUGUCUGC